Messenger RNA from Ricinus communis (castor bean), 5396 nucleotides. Its product is annotated as ABC transporter B family member 11. Lineage: Eukaryota; Viridiplantae; Streptophyta; Magnoliopsida; Malpighiales; Euphorbiaceae. Gene Ontology annotation, molecular function: ATP binding; ABC-type transporter activity; ATP hydrolysis activity. Gene Ontology annotation, cellular component: membrane. Gene Ontology annotation, biological process: transmembrane transport. The coding region runs from base 1406 to 5284 and encodes 1292 amino acids. The transcript is spliced from 13 exons. The record is from RefSeq and is a predicted model, not a curated record.
UAGGUGACGUCAUUAUUCUGCGCUAAAUCUAGACGCGACAUCGUGAGAUAGACAUAAGACGAAACAAAUUUUCGCCGCCAGUUCAGUGAAAAGUCAGAAAAUACUGCCGCCAAAAUAUUUAGCGAGAACUGUAAUUCGUCGCUAGAUAUCCUGCCACGCCUUAAACUCGUUCUAAUUAUAUAGGAUUUUCUUUUUUGUUAGUGGCUGAACGAAUAGGUAGAACGAAACGGCACUGUAGUGGCUCGAACUAAUUAUGCCCGCCAUUUGAAAAGUGUUUUUCUUUUUUUACUGGUUUUCGAAAGACGCUAGGGAAUACCUUUCCCUCCAUUUUUGUAAAAACUGCGUCGUUUUUCUUCAACAGGCUACCAUUAAGGAAAAAUGAGCCACCAUUAGGAUUGGGAGCGAUCUUCUUUGUCUCAUCAGUGGCGGGAUUCAGUAUUCUUGCCUAAAGUGCCACCAUAAUCAGUUAUUCGCAGGUGGUGUAAGAGGCUAAAGGGGACCGAUUUACCAACGUCCGUGUCAAGGGUUUGAAUGAUGUCGAUUGAGGGAUCCAUGUUUUAUUGGAACGGCAAGGUUUUUGAAAAGUGGAAAAAUAGCUAAACAUUUUCCUCUGCUGCUCUAAUAGGAUACGUUUCUUCCCAAGUUUGCUAAUGCCACAAACUUAGUUACGAAGCAACUAGUUGAUUAACUAAGCUUAGCUCAUAGUUUCUUUGACUAAUUCAAUUAGCUUUGAAAUUAUGGUACAAUGUCGGCUAGAUUUAGAUGCUUAUCUAUGAUGCACAAGGUAGGGAUUUAGAUCUCUGUUUGACUAUUUUGCCUCUGUCGUUUUUAAUUAUUUCGUUUACCUGAAACUAGUUAGUUGAACUGGUCCAAAACUGCAUAUUCUGCACUAAGGAUUUGACAUAAAAUAACUAAAUAUUGCUUUCUCUAGCGUUUCUAGAUCACCUGUCUGAUGAAAGCAAAUGUUUUUUCUUUAUUUAGUCUGUCAUUUUCUUUGUAUUCAAUAUUCUAAUCGAUCUUUGUGAAGAAUCUAUAUUCCCCUUUCCUCCAAGUUACUGAUCAAUUAAAUCUUUGUUCACAAAAGAAUGAAUAAUACAGGGUCUGGUUUACUAAGAGGACAGUCCAAGCCUUUGGCUAAUUUCUUGAUGUUAGGUUUUGGUCAACAUAUGCCAGUCAAUAUCCAAAUUGCUUGCUCUAUAAGCAAUAAAACGCCUAUAUCUAAACUACAAAAUGCUCAAACGCAAUAUGUAUCCACAGGGAAGAACAAGGUCAAGGAUCCUUUCACCUUGUUUGAGAGUUAAGGGAUUGAACCACUACUUGUUUGUGCUAUAUAGCUGCAAAGUAAGCUCAAUAAGUUCCAAGAGUAGUAGACAAACUAUCAGAUUAUUAUCUUAAACUGUGUGCUAUGGCCGUGGAAAAUGGCGUACACAGUGACAUAAGUACCCAUGAGACUAGCACAUCAAAAGGCCUGGAAGAAAAGGAUAAAAGCGCCAGAGCAAAUGGGCACCCACAAGAAAUGGAGAAGAGCAAUGGAGAAGAGAAAACAAACUCAGUUCCAUUCCACAAGCUCUUUUCAUUUGCAGACUCUGUUGAUAUUGUUUUGAUGAUCAUUGGCACAAUUGGUGCUCUUGGGAAUGGAUUAAGUAUGCCCUUGAUGACAAUAUUUCUUGGGGAUACGAUUGAUGCUUUUGGAAAUAACCAGAAUAACCAAGAUGUUGUGGAUAUAGUUUCCAAGGUGUCUCUGAAAUUUGUCUACUUGGGAAUAGGAUCUUCUGUGGCCUCAUUUCUCCAGGUGGUUUGUUGGAUGGUCACAGGGGAGAGACAGGCUGCAAGAAUAAGGGGUUUAUAUUUGAAGACUAUAUUAAGACAAGAUAUUGCUUUCUUUGAUAAGGAAACAAACACUGGAGAGGUCAUUGGUAGAAUGUCUGGUGACACUGUUCUUAUACAAGAUGCAAUGGGAGAGAAGGUUGGGAAAUUUCUGCAGCUCCUAUCAACUUUCAUUGGAGGAUUUUUAAUAGCAUUUGUCAAAGGGUGGCUUCUUACUCUUGUCAUGUUGUCCUCUCUGCCCCUGCUUGUUCUAGCUGGUGCAGCUAUGUCUAUUAUGAUAGCUAGGACAGCUUCUCAUGGACAAAAUGCUUAUGCAAAAGCAGCAACUGUAGUUGAGCAGACUAUUGGUUCAAUCAGAACGGUUGCAUCAUUUACUGGGGAGAAGCAAGCCAUACGGAAUUACGAGAAGUAUCUUGUUGCUGCUUACCACUCAGGUGCUCAUGAGGGCUUAAUUACUGGAUUGGGACUUGGCCUAUUUGUUUUUAUCCUGUUCUCUAGUUAUGCUUUAGCAAUAUGGUAUGGAGGAAAGAUGAUACUGGAAAAAGGAUACACAGGUGGCGAAGUGAUUAAUGUAAUCCUUGUUGUGUUGACUGGCUCUACGUCCCUAGGGCAAGCAUCCCCUUGCAUGAGUGCAUUUGCUGCUGGACAAGCUGCAGCUUAUAAGAUGUUCGAGACCAUUGGUAGAAAGCCAGAGAUAGAUGCAUAUGAUACGAGUGGAAAGGUAUCAGAUGACGUCCAUGGAAGUAUAGAGUUAAAGGAAGUAUAUUUCAGUUAUCCAGCUAGACCGGAUGAGCAAAUAUUUAGUGGUUUCUCUCUUUCUAUCCCAAGUGGCAUGACUGCAGCUUUGGUUGGACAAAGUGGGAGUGGGAAAUCGACAGUCAUAAGUCUAGUAGAGCGAUUUUAUGAUCCGCAAUCCGGUGAAGUUCUCAUAGAUGGCAUCAACCUCAAAGAGUAUCAGUUAAAGUGGAUUCGGGGGAAAAUUGGCCUCGUCAGCCAAGAACCUGUGUUAUUUACAUCCAGCAUUAGGGAUAAUAUUGCAUAUGGAAAAGAUGAAGCUACCACUGAAGAGAUAAGAGCUGCAGCCGAACUUGCCAAUGCUGCUAAAUUCAUUGAUAAACUGCCACAGGGUCUAGAUACAAUGGUUGGUGAGCAUGGAACACAGCUUUCGGGUGGACAGAAGCAGAGAAUUGCAAUAGCGAGAGCAAUCCUGAAAGAUCCACGAAUUUUACUUUUGGAUGAAGCUACUAGUGCACUCGAUGCAGAAUCUGAAAGAAUAGUUCAGGAGGCAUUAGACAGGAUUAUGGUCAACAGAACAACAGUCAUUGUUGCCCAUCGUCUGACUACGAUUAGAAAUGCUGAUAUGAUUGCUGUCAUUCACCGUGGAAAGAUAGUAGAGAAAGGUUCACAUUCGGAACUACUUGCGGAUCCUGAUGGAGCAUACGCUCAGCUUAUAAGGUUACAAGAAGUAAAUGAAGAUUCAGAAGAAGCUGUAGAUGAACGUAAAAGAUCAGAGAUUUCUUUGGAGUCAUUGUCUAGUCAAAGAAAUUCAUUGCAACGGUCCAUCAGUCGGGGAUCAUCUGGAGCUGGAAAUAGCCAUCGUCAUUCAUUAUCAGUUCCUUCUGGUUUACGUACAGGACUUAAUGUCUCUGAAAAUUCACUAGCAGAACCAGAAGUUUCUCUACAAAAGAAGCAAACUCCAGAGGUCCCGAUUCGCCGCCUCGCAUAUCUCAACAAGCCUGAGAUUCCAGAGCUUAUAGCUGGAUCCAUAGGUGCAAUUAUUCACGGUGUAAUAUUUCCUCUUUUUGGUAUACUAAUUUCUAGAGUGAUUGAAGCUUUUUUUAAACCACCACAUGAAUUGAGGAAGGAUUCGAAGUUCUGGGCAAUCAUCUUUGUGAUAGUUGCCGUUGUUUCAUUUUUGGCAUGUAAUGCACAAUUAUACUUUUUUGCUGUGGCUGGGUCUAAGUUGAUCCAGCGGAUCAGAUCAAUGUGUUUUGAGAAGGUGGUUCAUAUGGAAGUUGGUUGGUUCGAUGUGCCUGAGCAUUCAAGUGGUGCAAUUGGUGCUAGACUUUCAGCAGAUGCAGCAUCAGUGCGUUCUCUGGUUGGAGAUUCACUAGCUCAGAUGGUUCAGAACAUUGCAUCAGCAGUAGCAGGUCUGGUUAUUGCCUUCACUGCAAGUUGGCAACUGGCUUUCAUUAUUCUUGUAAUAGUCCCUCUCACAGGACUCAAUGCUUAUGUUCAAUUAGAGUUCUUGAAAGGGUUCAGCGCAGAUGCAAAGAUGAUGUAUGAGGAAGCAAGCCAAGUUGCAAAUGAUGCAGUUGGUAGUAUAAGAACUGUUGCCUCUUUCUGUGCUGAAGAGAAGGUGAUGCAACUGUAUAGAAAGAAAUGUGAAGGUCCUCUAAAGACAGGAAUAAGGCAAGGGCUUGUCAGUGGAAUAGGAUUUGGAGUAUCAUUCUUCUUGCUGUUUUCUGUCUAUGCAACUAGUUUCUAUGCAGGAGCUCAACUUGUCAAGCAUGGGAAAGCAACAUUCACAGAUGUUUUUCAAGUUUUCUUUGCUUUAACCGUGGCUGCUAUGGGAAUUUCUCAAUCAAGCUCCUUUGCUCCUGAUUCCUCUAAGGCCAAGACCGCUGUUGCUUCAAUUUUUUCAAUUUUAGAUAGAAAAUCAAAGAUAGAUCCUAGUGACGAGUCAGGAAUGACAUUAGAGAAUGUGAGAGGAGAUAUAGAGUUUCAGCAUGUAACCUUUAGGUAUCCAUCUAGGCCGGAUAUUCAAAUUUUCCAAGACCUGAGCUUGUCCAUUCAUUCUGGCAAGACUGUGGCUCUAGUUGGUGAAAGUGGCAGCGGGAAAUCAACUGCCAUCUCAUUGUUACAAAGAUUUUAUGAUCCUGAUUCUGGACAUAUAACACUGGAUGGAGUUGAAAUUCAAAGGCUCCAACUCAAGUGGUUGAGACAGCAGAUGGGGCUUGUGAGCCAAGAACCGGUAUUGUUUAACGAAACAAUCCGUGCCAACAUUGCAUAUGGAAAGGAUGGAAAUGCAUCUGAGGCAGAAAUCUUAGCUGCGUCAGAGUUGGCCAAUUCUCACGAGUUCAUUAGCAGUUUACAACAGGGGUAUGAUACUCUCGUAGGUGAACGAGGAGUCCAACUGUCGGGGGGACAGAAGCAAAGGGUAGCCAUUGCUCGGGCUAUAGUGAAAACACCAAAGAUACUGCUACUGGAUGAGGCAACCAGUGCCCUGGAUGCCGAAUCUGAGAGAGUGGUUCAAGAUGCAUUAGACAGAGUAAUGCUGAAGAGGACAACAGUUGUUGUAGCCCAUCGAUUAUCUACGAUCCAGAAUGCAGAUGUUAUUGCAGUGGUUAAAAAUGGUGCUAUUAUAGAGAAAGGAAAGCAUGAGACCUUGAUCCACAUCAGUAAUGGUUUCUAUGCUUCCCUAGUGGCACUUCACGUAAGUGCCUCAACUGCAUGAGUUUCUUUUUUCCUGUUAUGAUAAUUUUGGUGAAGGAUUCAUGUACUCUCCUUUUCAAACAGAAAUAUUAAAAGAAGUUUGCACCAGCUGCAUGAGUUGGUUACAGUUUUUA